AUGUCCAUGGGAGACUCCACAGAACCCAUACUCUAUGAUAUAUUCCAACUGAAGAUGCUAUACAAAGUCUGUUUCGUGCUUUUGUUGGCACGAUAUUCGAGACAUCGGAGUGUUGCUGAAGAUUCGUCGACAGCCCACGACCGUUUUCGCCCCUCUUGGGGCUCAUCAGGUAGGCGUGGUCCCCGGGUUUCCGUCAACCUUAUGUUCUACUUGAAACAAAAUUGCACGAAAUUA
This is a messenger RNA of Opisthorchis viverrini, 234 nucleotides long. RefSeq lists its product as hypothetical. Lineage: Eukaryota; Metazoa; Platyhelminthes; Trematoda; Opisthorchiida; Opisthorchiidae. The record is from RefSeq and is a predicted model, not a curated record. The annotation marks the transcript as partial. The transcript is spliced from 2 exons.